Molecule: messenger RNA, 1272 nt
Organism: Copidosoma floridanum
Lineage: Eukaryota; Metazoa; Arthropoda; Insecta; Hymenoptera; Encyrtidae
Product: putative malate dehydrogenase 1B
Biological process (GO): malate metabolic process
Molecular function (GO): oxidoreductase activity, acting on the CH-OH group of donors, NAD or NADP as acceptor; malate dehydrogenase activity
Source: RefSeq, a predicted model, not a curated record
AUGAAUCCUCUAAACGUUGUGACUAUGAGUUGGCUAGAAAAGAAGAACAAAGAAAAUGAGUGGUGUCACGAUACAUCACCACUGAUCUGGCGAGAAACUGGGAUGUGCGGUUCAAAGCCAGUGUACAUUGGAGGAUACUUAGAAUACAUAAAGUUCAUAAAUGACUAUUACGGAAUGGAAGUUGCUCUCACAGAAACUGAAAUAAGAAGUCUAAGUUUGGAUUAUGUAAUGUAUCUAAAUCUUAUUUUUGAAAAAGAACUUGAGGAGGUCCAAACCACUACAAUUAAUAUAACUAUAUUAGGGGCAGGGUAUUCAGUUUGCCCAGACCUUGUUGCUCAACUCGUUACUAUGAAAGAAUUUACGAAACUUGGUACAGUAAUCAAUCUUUACGAUGAACCAGGACAUUUUUUCAAGCUAAAAGAUAUUGUAAAAGAUGCAAUGUCCAUUGGUGGUGAUUUGAAGGCAAUCAAUACUUUUGACAAUUUAUUUGAUGCUCUGAAAAAUUGUAACAUCCUGAUUGCUCUCGAUGACAACGUCAGAGACGAAUGCGAAAGCAUCGAUCAAUGGUUGAAGAGAAAUUAUGAAAGCUCCAAGGACUUGGCGGAGCAAAUAAAUUUGCAUGCUUCGCAGGAUAUAAAAGUUAUUUUGUGUUCCAUGGGUCCAACCUGCUUUUGCGCAAAUGUAAUAGUAAAGUAUGCAACAAAACUCAAUAAACACCAAGUUGUUGCAAUCAGUGCACAUUAUGGCCUGGAAAUGCUUUAUGAUGUUGCUAACUCACUGAAUGGGAUUGGUUGCCCCCCAGUGUGGGGAUUCUUGGGAAUUUCGUCAUACGUGGAUAUUUUCCAUACAGUUCAAAGAUGCUACGAUUACUUGCCGCAAAAACAAAAUUCUUGUCUCUCUUAUCUAGCUUCAAGCAAAUUUCCUUACGAACAACACUUUAAAAAAAAAUCAAUUUGCAUGUAUCAAGUUGGACGAUGCGAAGAUUAUCAAAAAUGCAAAGCUAUCUGCGAUUUACUAAGACUUUGGUACAAGAGGGAUGAAGCGAACAUAGGUGAUGAAAUUAUAACUCUGGGAGUCUCGUCUGAUGGAUCUUUUGGCAUUCCGAAAAACGUAUACUUUUCACAACCAGUACAUCUUAAAAUUCUCGAUGACAAUUCACGAGUUUGGGUCCCUUGUUCAGAGUUUCCAUUUCCGAUCGAUUCUCCGGCUGUAUUGAAAAAUCUGAUGGAAACUGCGCAACUUAUUUUACAGAAUCAUCGAUUAAUAGAUUAA